GCAGCGGCGGAGGGCAGCGCCUCUCGGCGGGCGGGGCGAGGGCUAUAAAUCCACCCCGCGGGCGCAGGCGGGUGGCGGUCGGAACGCGGUGGUGGCAGCGCACGGAGAGCGGUUCUUGGGGGCAGAUACCAGCUACUGACCAUGUCAACAGAAUUCCAGGACGCUCACCUUGCAGAGGUGAAACCUCUGGUGGAGAAGGAAGAGGCUAUCACUCGUCUCCUUCCAGACUUUGACGUUCAGGAGCAAGAUGUGGAGACCAUGCAUGGCAUGGUCCACGUCACCAUGUGUGGGAUGCCCAGAGGGAACAGACCUGCUAUCCUCACAUACCACGACAUUGGGCUGAAUCAUAAAACUUGCUUCAAUCCUCUGUUCAACUUUGAGGAUAUGCAGGAAAUCACCCAGCACUUUGCAGUUUGCCACGUGGAUGCACCUGGUCAGCAGGAUGGGGCACCAUCUUUCCAAACUGGGUACAUAUAUCCUUCUAUGGAUCAGCUGGCUGAAAUGCUUCCUGGAAUCCUGAAACAGUUUGGGCUGAAGAGCAUUAUUGGAAUGGGAACUGGAGCCGGUGCCUACGUCCUGACCAGAUUUGCUUUAAACCAUCCGGACUUGGUGGAGGGGCUAGUUCUCAUUAACGUAAACCCUUGUGCUGAAGGUUGGAUGGACUGGGCAGCAACAAAGAUUUCAGGUUGGACAAAUGCUUUACCAGACUUGGUCAUUUCACAUCUUUUUGGAAAGGAAGAGAUUCACAGCAACCAUGACCUGAUCCAUACUUACCGUCAGCAUAUUAUUAAUGAUAUGAAUCAAACCAACCUUCAUCUCUUUGUCAACUCUUACAACAGUCGUCGAGACCUAGAGAUUGAGCGCCCUGUUCCUGGAUUAAAUGUUGUCACCCUUCAGUGCCCUGUGCUCCUGGUGGUUGGUGACAGCUCCCCGGCGGUGGAUGCCGUGGUUGAAUGCAAUUCAAAGCUGGACCCAACAAGAACAACACUUCUGAAGAUGGCUGACUGUGGUGGGCUCCCCCAAGUUUCCCAGCCUGCAAAGCUCGCAGAAGCUUUCAAAUACUUUGUUCAGGGAAUGGGCUACAUGCCCUCCGCUAGCAUGACCAGGCUGAUGAGGUCCCGCACUGCUUCUGGCUCCAGUGUAACCUCCUUGGAAGGACAGAGGAGCCGGUCCCACACUGGGGAAGGCACAAGGAGCCGGUCCCACACUGGGGAGGGAACUCGGAGCCGGUCCCACACUGGGGAGGGUUCCAGGAACCGCUCCCACACAGACACGCGCAUCGAGCUGACGCCGAAUUCAGCAAGCAAUGCUGAGCAGUCAGGCCCCAAGUCCAUGGAAGUGUCCUGCUAAGCAUGUGUGGGAGGUUUAAACUGGUCACAGUUUGAAAAAAUAAAGGAUGCCCCUUGUGUAUCACAAAAACGUAACUGGUAUUAAUCUCAAGCUAUUCUGUAGGAUGAGCUCUGUUCUCCAGGGUCUGACGGGGACCAAAGAAAAGAAGCAUCUCAUUUGCUCUAUCGUUACUCUUGUAACUCAGACAGUUGCUGCUAUUGUGCCCUCCUUCAGUGGAUGCCAAAUUCUAAAGGAAACUUGCCAAAAGUUGAUAUGGUUGUAAACACUUCAGAGUCAAACCAGACUUGCUUAAUAUCCUUCUUUAAAAUCAAUUACUUGCCCCUUUAUCUCUAAUUCUUUUGAAGUAAACUGGCACAAUUUGAGAUGAGCUUCAAAGAGGGCGAGAAAAUCACUAUUAUGGAUGGCUUGUAAAAAAAAAAAAAAAGGAAACAAAUGUGUUAUGGCCUCAUGUUGAAGCU
Molecule: messenger RNA, 1808 nt
Organism: Numida meleagris (helmeted guineafowl)
Lineage: Eukaryota; Metazoa; Chordata; Aves; Galliformes; Numididae
Gene: NDRG1
Product: N-myc downstream regulated 1
Exons: 16
Coding region: 142-1350 (402 amino acids)
Biological process (GO): signal transduction
Cellular component (GO): cytoplasm
Source: RefSeq, a predicted model, not a curated record